This is a messenger RNA of Aspergillus calidoustus, 870 nucleotides long. NCBI's taxonomy places the organism in Eukaryota, Fungi, Ascomycota, Eurotiomycetes, Eurotiales, Aspergillaceae. The record is from the annotation of a GenBank genome assembly.
AUGCCUGCUUUCUCUCGUCUUAUCCGCUUUCUGGCCAAGGAUGGUCACGUUUACUACGGGGACGCCACCCUCCCCGCCGACGUAGAUGACAUCGCCAAAACUACCAAGGCAAGAGUAAUCAAAGGUGACAUCUUUGGCCAACACCGCGUGACCGACCAAGUCGCGGAGGUGAAGCUCCUGCUUGCCCCGCUCGCACGAAAGGAUAUCAGGACCGUGCGCUGUCUCGGUCUGAACUACGAACAGCAUGCAAAGGAGUCCAAUCUUCCCAUUCCCAAGUAUCCAGUUCUCUUCUACAAGCCCGUCACCUCCAUCGCGGGUCCAACGGAUGAUAUUCCUGUUUCUCCUCUUGCACAGGAAGGUGAAGGGCUGGACUACGAGUGCGAGCUUGUUAUUGUGAUCGGGAAGGAGGCAAAGGAGGUACCGGAGAGCAAAGCGUUAGACUAUGUUCUGGGAUAUUCUGUUGGCAAUGAUGUUUCACAUCGCGAUUGGCAACUGAAGCGUGGUGGUGGGCAGUGGGGUCUUGGGAAGGGUUUCGAUGGGUGGGCGCCGUUUGGCCCGGGAAUUGUAUCUUCGGAGUUGAUCCGGGACCCCAAUGCGCUGAGAAUCUCGACGAAGUUGAACGGCCAGGAAGUCCAGUCUUCAUCAACCAAGGAUAUGAUUUUCCAUGUUGCUCAGACGGUCGCGUUCCUGUCUCAGGGUACCACUCUUCUACCAGGAGACUUGAUCUUCACCGGAACUCCUCAAGGAGUCGGUAUGGGCAGGAAGCCCGCCCUUUGGCUGAGAGAUGGCGAUAAGGUUGAGGUCUCCCUCGAGGGAGUCGGUUCGUGCGUGAACAAGGUGGUUUUCGACAAGCCAGCUCCCAAGUUGUAG